CUUUUGCAGUCGAAUCCGAACACCACCAUGGCCUCCAAUGAGAUGGAAUAUGUCCGCCUGGGAAACUCGGGCCUGAAGAUUUCCAAGGUCAUUCUGGGUACCAUGUCCUAUGGCACCAAACAGUGGCAAGAUUGGGUGCUGGACGAGGAGGACGCCCUCCCUUUGAUCGAACAUGCCUACAAGCGUGGAAUCAACACGUGGGAUACGGCUGACGUUUACUCUCACGGCCGUUCGGAAGAGAUCGUUGGCAAAGCCCUGAAAAAGUUCUCCAUCCCCCGUAACCGGGUUGUCAUUCUAACCAAAUGUUUCUUUGGUGUGGACGACCAAGGGGGCUUUCCUUCCAUUGCUGCUUCCGGUCGCAACGAGGGUGAAUUUGUCAAUCGGGUUGGCCUGUCCCGCAAACACAUCUUUGAUGCGGUCGACGCUAGUGUCGCGAGACUGGGAACCUAUAUUGAUGUGCUACAAAUCCAUCGGUUGGACCGUGACACCCCUCGUGAGGAGAUCAUGAGGGCUCUUAACGACGUGAUCGAAAGCGGGAAGGUUAGAUACAUUGGAGCGAGCUCGAUGGCUGCCUGGGAGUUCCAGACUCUCCAAAACAUCGCUGCUCGCAAUGGCUGGCACCAGUUUAUUUGCAUGCAGAACUACCACAACCUUAUCGCCAGAGAGGAAGAACGCGAAAUGAUCCCCUACUGCCUUGACACCGGCGUGGGUUUAAUCCCCUGGUCACCCAUGGCUCGGGGUGUCUUGGCCCGGCCCUGGGGAUCGCGCUCUACCGUUCGAGAGUCUACAGACGGAGCCCUCAAACUUCUGAUCCGUAGCCGCGAGACAGAAUCGGACAAGGCCAUUGUCGACCGUGUCGAAGAGGUCGCCAAGAAGAAGGGCGCCAGCAUGGCCCAGGUGGCCAUCGCUUGGUCCAUGAGCCAUCCCAAUGAGAACCCCAUUCUUGGACUCAACAGCAAGGAACGGAUCGACGAGGCUGUUGCCAGUAUCAAGGUCAAGCUGACCGAUGAGGAGAUCAAGUACUUGGAAGAGCCUUACAUCCCUAAGACUCACUCUGCCCUGGAGCGGUAAGGGAUAAAAUACAAUUUCAAUCAAAGCCAGUUACACUGCCUUCUAGUAUCGUGACAUAGAUUCAGAAC
Molecule: messenger RNA, 1139 nt
Organism: Aspergillus sclerotioniger CBS 115572
Lineage: Eukaryota; Fungi; Ascomycota; Eurotiomycetes; Eurotiales; Aspergillaceae
Product: aldo/keto reductase
Exons: 4
Coding region: 28-1071 (347 amino acids)
Source: RefSeq, a predicted model, not a curated record